UACACAAAAUUAAUUAAGAAAUGUUAUCCAUCGAUUAAACAAAAAAAUAUACAAAAUACACCGCCGGCGACAUCGUUUAUUAUACAUCGGGCUGGUUACUGUGAACGGAAAGUAACCGCCACAGCAUAACAUUGCGUUCCAUCUUCUUCCACAGCCGCCAUCACCAUGCCCCCUUCCAAGGUCAUAUCCAAAUCAUCGUCAUCAACAUCACCAUCACCACCACCACCGCCACGAUCAUCAUCAUCGAAAUCAUGGACAAAUAACAUAUCCUCUGUAGCAGCACGCAUCUUCUUCGUCCUCAUCAUCUUUCAGAUCCCUCUUUUCAGGGUGACUUGCAGAUCUGGCACGUGCACGACGCCAUUGCACGUGACAUCGUCGCAGUUGAUUUCGAGUGAGAUAUUCCCUGUUCCUGUUGUGAAGGCUCUUCUGUUCCCUGGUGCUGCUGUGAAUGGACUCAUCCAUAACAUGACUGUUCCAAAAUGGGGUGAUUUGUUGGAAUUGUAUAACUUGACCAAUGUUAAGGAAGCUUCUGCUGUUACUGAUCUUCAACGCUUGGAGGUUCUUGCUGGAAGCUACUUCUCAGUGGCAGGAUCACUCGUGGGUAUCCUAAAACCCGGAAAAAUGAGCAUGUUCGGGACACUUCUUAUAGUUUGGGGACUGGUCAAGGAAGGAGUUUUGGGGAAACCAGUAAGUACUGAUCCUUCAAAAGCUGCCUAUGUCUAUCCAACGAUGAUUCUUGCCUUGAUCUGUGCUUUCGCAUCUGUAAAGUAUGAUUUGAAGAAGGCUAAUAGAUUAUCAGCACGUGCCCAGUCAACAGCUAGACCACUUUCUAGUUCAUCUAAAUCUAAGCUGAAAUAAGCAUGCUCAUGUUGACAAGUCCAAAUUGUACGCAUUUCUCACAAACUAAUUUUGGAACAUAUAGUUCAGUUUUUUUUUUCAAGAAUGAUUGCUGUUUUAGUUUUCCUUAAUUCUUGUACUUGGAUUUGUUGUUAUCUUGGAUGUGUAAAAUAGAUUGUUUAGCAAAUUAUUUUUUGGGAGAUGUUAAGUAACUGAUAAAAAGCUAUUAUUCUGCUGAUUUCAGUUACUUAUUUUGGACUAAAUACCAAUGAACUGAUUUUUGUAAUAAA
This is a messenger RNA of Arachis stenosperma, 1127 nucleotides long. RefSeq lists its product as uncharacterized. NCBI's taxonomy places the organism in Eukaryota, Viridiplantae, Streptophyta, Magnoliopsida, Fabales, Fabaceae. The coding region runs from base 166 to 858 and encodes 230 amino acids. The record is from RefSeq and is a predicted model, not a curated record. The transcript has 3 exons.